CCCAACCCCAACGGCGGCUUCUGCGAGGGUCGCUCGUUCUCUGCCCCAGCUUGAGCCUUUGGUCUCCAGAGCCAGGUUUACAUUUUGAAAACUACUUGAAUAGUCUACCAUCCUGCUGGACUGCAUUUCUUUGCAACAUAGAAUGCCUUUCUGAUUAGGAGUUUAUCUGGUGGCUAUGAAUCUUUUUCCUGGAUAUACUUCCUAUGUUUCAUUGGAAUCCUGAAGCUCUUCAGGGCUGUUGUCUAUACAGAAGCCAGACUCUCUAUCAUACUUGUUUAAAGAGUUUAGAUUCUGCUAGCAAUGAGUUCUCAAAGCCAUCCAGCAUACUGCAGUUGUUUCUGGACUUGCCUGUUCAGGGCCGUAUUUCCACUCAAAGGUUCACAUUGUUGUCAGUAAAUAGAAAAUAAAUGAUGGACUUUCUGGCAGGGACCAGCCAGUAGAAUUGCUAAAUCCAGCCAGAGUAAACCAUAUGCCAAGUUCUGUUGAUGUGACCACAACCCUACCCUUGCAAGUGGCACCAUCUGUAGUCCCGAUGGAUCUCCGCUUGGACCAUCAGUUCUCCAUGCCAGUGGCAGAGCCUACUUUACGGGAACAGCAGCUCCAGCAGGAACUGCUGGCCCUCAAACAAAAGCAGCAGAUCCAGAGACAGAUCCUCAUAGCAGAAUUCCAGAGACAACAUGAACAGCUCUCUCGUCAGCAUGAAGCUCAGUUACAUGAACACAUAAAGCAGCAACAGGAGAUUCUGGCAAUGAAACAUCAGCAAGAGCUCUUGGAACACCAGAGAAAGUUAGAACAGCAUCGGCAGGAGCAAGAAUUGGAGAAACAGCACAGAGAACAGAAACUACAGCAGCUUAAAAACAAAGAGAAAGGAAAAGAAAGUGCAGUGGCAAGCACAGAAGUAAAAAUGAAGUUACAAGAGUUUGUCUUAAAUAAAAAAAAAGCUUUGGCACAGCGGAAUCUCAACCAUUGCAUUUCUAAUGACCCUCGCUUCUGGUAUGGGAAAACGCAACACAGUUCUCUUGAUCAGAGCUCUCCACCACAAAGCGGUGUAUCAGGCACUUACAAUCACCCUGUACUAGGGAUGUAUGAUUCCAAAGAUGAUUUUCCACUCAGAAAAACAGCAUCUGAACCCAAUCUCAAAUUGCGAUCCAGAUUAAAGCAGAAGGUUGCUGAAAGGCGCAGCAGCCCUUUGUUACGACGAAAAGAUGGUCCUGUAGUAACAGCUCUUAAAAAGCGUCCAUUAGAUGUCACAGACUCUGCAUGCAAUAGUGCUCCAGGAUCUGGCCCUAGUUCUCCAAACAAUAGUUCCAGUAAUAUAAGCACUGAGAAUGGAAUUACUGGAUCAGUUGCAAAUAUUCAAGCAGAGACCAACCUUGCUCAUAGACUUGUGAAUCGUGAAGGCUCAGUCACACAGCUGCCUUUGUACACGUCUCCCUCCUUGCCCAAUAUAACGUUAGGGCUGCCUGCCACUGCUCCAUCCAGUGGGGGAUCAGGACAGCAGGAUGCUGAAAGACUUGCUAUUCCAUCACUACAACAACGAAUCUCCAUAUUUCCUGGCACACACCUCACUCCUUAUUUGAGCAGUACUGCGGUGGACAGGGAUGGGGGAACUGCACACAGCCCUCUUCUUCAACAUAUGGUCUUACUGGAGCAACCAACUGCACAAAAUCCCCUAGUCCCAGGGCUCGGGACACUCCCCCUCCAUGCACAGUCCCUGGUGGGUGCAGACCGGCUCUCUCCCUCCAUACACAAACUCCGGCAACACCGCCCUCUGGGGCGCACACAGUCUGCUCCUCUUCCCCAGAAUGCACAGGCCCUCCAGCAAUUAGUGAUCCAACAACAGCAUCAGCAGUUCCUGGAAAAACACAAACAGCAAUUUCAGCAGCAGCAGCUGCACAUUAACAAGAUGAUACCAAAAUCAAAUGAGUCUUCCCGCCAGCAUGAAAGCCAUCCUGAAGAGACUGAAGAAGAAUUACGAGAACACCAGGCGUUUUUAGAGGAACCAUAUAUUGACAGGAUAUCGAAUCAAAAAGAAGUUCAAGGGUUGACCAGUAUGGUCCAGGUGAAGCAAGAACCUCUUGAAAGUGAUGAAGAUGGAGAAUUGCAACAAGAUCUGGAGCCGGGGCAGAGGCAAGCUGAGCAGGAGCUGCUAUUCAGACAGCAAGCCCUUUUGCUGGAGCAGCAGCGCAUUCACCAGCUGAGGAACUACCAGGCAUCCAUGGAAGCUGCUGGCAUCCCAGUGACGUUUGGAGGCCACCGGCCACUUUCUCGAGCCCAGUCAUCACCUGCCUCUGCUAACUUCCCCAUGUCUGUCCAGGAGCCACCCUGCAAGCCACAGUUCACAACAGGCCUUGUGUACGACACCUUGAUGCUGAAACACCAGUGUACCUGUGGAAACACAAACAGCCAUCCAGAACAUGCAGGAAGAAUCCAGAGCAUUUGGUCACGUCUUCAGGAGACAGGCCUUCGUAGCAAGUGUGAGUGCAUUCGUGGAAGAAAAGCAACUCUAGAAGAGCUACAGACUGUUCAUUCAGAAGCCCACACACUGCUUUAUGGUACCAACCCUCUGAACAGACAGAAAUUGGACAGCAAGAAAUUGUUAGGCUCUCUGGCAUCAAUGUUUGUCAGGCUCCCUUGUGGUGGUGUUGGGGUUGACAGUGAUACAAUUUGGAAUGAAGUACAUUCAUUUAGUGCGGCUCGCCUUGCUGUUGGCUGUGUCAUUGAGCUUGUUUUUAAAGUGGCUACAGGAGAACUGAAGAAUGGAUUUGCUGUAGUUCGACCUCCUGGUCACCAUGCAGAAGAAAGUACACCUAUGGGUUUUUGCUAUUUUAAUUCUGUGGCAAUUUCAGCCAAGCUUCUCCAACAGAGAUUGAAUGUGAACAAAAUCCUUAUAGUGGACUGGGAUGUACACCAUGGAAAUGGUACUCAGCAGGCUUUCUACAAUGAUCCUAAUGUUCUUUAUAUUUCACUACAUCGCUAUGAUGAUGGAAACUUCUUCCCAGGCAGUGGAGCUCCUGAUGAGGUUGGCAUUGGACCGGGUGCUGGAUUCAAUGUUAAUAUGGCAUUUACUGGUGGUCUUGAUCCACCAAUGGGAGACACAGAAUACUUGACUGCUUUCAGAACAGUAGUAAUGCCUAUUGCUAAUGAGUUUGCUCCAGAUGUUGUGCUGGUAUCAUCUGGUUUUGAUGCCGUGGAAGGUCAUCCUGCACCACUCGGAGGUUAUAACUUAUCGGCAAAAUGCUUUGGGUACCUGACGAAGCAGCUCAUGGGGCUGGCCGGAGGACGGAUCAUUUUGGCCCUUGAAGGAGGCCACGACCUGACAGCCAUUUGCGAUACAUCUGAAGCAUGUGUUUCUGCUUUACUAGGAAAUGAGCUUGAUCCUAUUCCUGAAAAGGUAUUACAGCAGAGAGCAAAUGCCAAUGCAGUGCAUUCCAUUGAAAAAGUUAUUGAAAUACACAGUAAGUACUGGCACUCACUCCAGCGUUAUUCCUCAACAGUCAGCUAUUCUUUGGUAGAUGCACAGAAGUGUGAGAACGAAGAAGCAGAAACUGUAACAGCGAUGGCGUCGUUGUCAGUGGGAGUCAAACCACCACCUGACAAAAAGUCAGAUGAGGAGCCCAUGGAAGAGGACCCUCCCCUGUAGCCCUCAAGUUUUAGGUCGGAGGUGUCCUGUUCGUUCGUCUUGUCCAGAAGCUCUGCCAAGAAGCUUUCUCUUGUUACUCCUGCACUGGUUUUCUUCCAGACUACAGAAAGGCAGCCGUGCAUGAAAGAAAGCUAAAUCUCUCAGUAUCUGUACAGAAUAUGUUUGUGGAAAAGAAAAAAUGCAGGUGAAGAGCAAAAUAUGAAAGACAUGGGCACUGAGCAUUCUUCCUCUUUUCCUAAACGGAAGCCAUGAGAGGCAAGAAGUCAGUGAAGUAUUUGGCAGAGUUGCCAACAUAUUUUUUUUUAAGAAAUCAAAGAUUUUACACAGAUGUGACAACUUUCAUUUAAAACUGGUGCUUGAAGUUUGAUUACCCUCCAUUCAGACCACUGAGACCAUAUUGUAGUUUUGUUUAUGUUUUAUUUUUGUGGCUCUUGCCAACCUGUGAUUCAGACACUCUCUUCAAAACCCAAACAAUAUGAGAAGGUAUGGUUUUUUUCAUAUGAAGGGUGAAAAGAGAACCAAGCUUUUUAUACCUAUAUACAUACAUGCAGACUAUAUACAUGUGGAGAGGAAGAUCAUAAAACAAGGAAGAUCGCCCAGAAAGGGGAUCGGCUUUAGCAUCUCCAAAGCCAUCUGAAGAGUUUGUGCCUUUUAAAAACAUAGUUUGGGUUGAUUUUGGGCAGCUGGUUUUUUCUGAUGUUUUGAGGAGCAAUGCCUUAAAGAAAAGAACUUUGUAGCAGUUCCUUGGGCAGGGUAGGCCAAGGACUGCCAUCAGCAAGAAAGGCUCUAGGAUUUCUGCUAGCAUGAUAUUACUUAAAGCAAGCAAUGGCCGGAGUUUCUCCAAAACCGUCUACAAGUUUGGGUUUUGUUUUGUUUUGUUUUGUUGCUGUUUAAAAUUAAAAUUAAGGUAGUUGCCAGUAAUGUGGCAAAUACUGUUGGGUUUCUAAAAUUCAACAAUUAAAAAAAAAUUCCAACAUCUUCUCCCAUACGUUAUGUAUAACCAUUUAAACUAUGAAUUUGGUUGUAAAAGCAUGCAUCAGACAGAAUUGCAGUUUUUUUAAAAAAAAAAUUGGAAUGCUUUUUAUUAAAAGCAACUAGCAUGAGUUAUUGCUUAAUAUUUUAGGUAUAUAUAUGUGUGUAUAAUGUAUAAUGUAUAUUCCAAAUGUAUUCCAAGCUUAGAAACAUGACUCUUACAAAUUAUUGAUAAAAUAUUUAAAAUGCAUUUAUACAAAAUAUAUAAAUAAAUGCAGAUUACAAUGGUAGCCAUUGGAAGUUCCCUUGCAAAAGAUUUAUUUGUGAAUUGGAAUGUAAGGGUUUUUAGAAAAGGAAUCUAGUUUGAAAAUUGACCAUUUUCAAACUGUAGUUUGGAAUGUUUUCAGAAUGCCAACAUUUUAGCCACUGGGCAACUACCCUAAACAUUGCUAUUUUAAUUUAAGGUUUUUAACUUUAAUCCUCCUCAUAAAAAUGAGUUUCCUAGCAAAUAUGUAUUUGCUGUUGCUUUAUUUUAUAUUGGUUUUCAUAAAAGCCCUGGAACAGCCUUAUUUGCACGAAUUUUCAUUUUUACUUUCCAUUUUACAGCUGUGUUUCCAAACAGCCGUCACAUCUGGACCUGCGUCAUUGCCCCUUGCACGCUGGAGUUUGUUUGUGUUAAGACUUUUGUAUAGUCAACAGUUUUCAUGGUCAUGUAGGACGGUUGCAGAUGUUUAGGCUUUGUUUUCAGAAAGCCCUUUUCACAAAAGGAAGGAUUCACAAGGUCUUUUUUUUUAUAUCAGGAAACUGAUUGUAUAUUUUCUCCAUUCUUCAGUCAUAGUUGCUAUGCUACAUUAAAAAAAAAUAAGGAGCUUUCUUACCUUAAAAACGUACUAGUAUUAUAAAGGGUGAUGUAUCAUAUAUCCUCAGUAUGGAGUGUGGCAAGGAUUAUUAAAGGCAUUAAAAACUUAAAUGACCAUAUUGAAGGUCUGCCAAACUCUGUUGGUGCAGUUAACGCGAACACAAACACACAGAACCUUUCUUGAACCACUCUGGUUGAGUAAGUCCUCUAAAAGACUAUUUCACAGUGAAUAAUAAUAAUGAUAAUGAUGAUUUAAUUAAUUCUUGUUGGCUGGGAGAGUGCUAAUCUUCGCCACCAUUUCCUUCCCCCCCCUCCCCCAUUGCCUUUUGAGGUGAGGGGAGUUGACCCUCAGAGUAAGUAACUAAACUUUUAGUAGUGAUAUAAGAUGGCUGGAGAAGACUGAAUUCAUGUGUUCUUUUUCAAGCAGUGUAGGGUAUAUUACAUGUCCCUCAUCUGGAUUACCAGUGGAAUUUUAAAGUUUUUCCUUUUAAAAAUUUUUGUUAUGGUAACUGACAGGGUCACAUUGUAAUAACUUAUUUUCUUGUUCUGUUUUUUCUUCUUCAUUCCAUUAAGAGUGGAGUUCUGAGAAUUUAAACAUAAGGUGCAGGAGAGGGUUUUAGAGUUUUAUUUAAUGCUUGAUAUGCAAUUUUUAAGACAGACACUACAACAUUUGAGUUCUUGCUAACCCAAAUACAUUCAAAUUUAUGAAUACUUUUUGGCAUUAGAACUGCCACGAGCAUACUCUAAGAGUAAAGUUUGACAGGAAAGAAUAAAGUGUAUAUUUUAUAAAAUGACUACCUUGCUGCUGUGAUCUAAAAAGAUUUUUGCUGAUUCACUUGAUGUCAUAUUUUGUUAAUUUACCCCUUUCUCACUGUUGAAAAAAGUGAUGCAUCUAUAAUCACUUAAACCUAAAAUACAUUUUAUUUUCAAAACCAAAUUACAUCUUGUCAAAAUAUGUACUUCAUUUGUUUCUUGCAAACAAAUUGCUACAUCAUUGUCAGUGCAAAUCUUUCUAAAGUCACAAACAUCUUUGCUAUUCAGUAGUCUAUUCUGCAAUGUAAAACUCUUGGGUCUGUUUAAAAUGGUAGCUGCAUAACCUCACUCUGGGUUUCCUUCUUCAGUCCGGACAUAGCAGAACCAGAACAUUGCAUCACGACAGUUGGGGAGGUACCACUGUAGCCUUGAUUUUUUUCUAGAUGUUUACUUAACUAGGACCUGUUGGGAAUGCUUGUGAGCUCUGUGAAUAAAACAAAGAAUCCAAGCUGAUUUAGGCAAUGUACCUGUAAUGUCCACAUUUUUAUAUACUACAAAAGUGAGGUACCUGAAUUCCACCAGCAAGAUACUAGAGGUUGUUUUUACUAACCCAGCUUCCAAGGUAUGGGGUGGUCCUAUCACAGCUCUUCUCUUGUAGCAGUUUAGAAACGAAGGAACAUCUUAAAUCUAUAUUACCCAGAUGUGAGUACACAGUACUAACAGUUUAAUAUUUGGGGUUUAUUUUACUUUCAAUACACAAACAUUCCUUUUUAUUAGCCAUGUACUCAUUCCAUUCUUCCUUUUGUAAACUUUUGGGCCCACAUUUUAUGGGCAUUGAUAUAUAUAAAUAUAUAUAGAUAUAGAUAUAUAUAUAUAUAAAAUAUAUAUGAAUAUAUUUUUUUAAGUUUCCUACACCUUGAGGUUGCAUGGUCUGUUAGGUUGGCAUGUCUUUAUAUUGUAUACAGAUUUUGCACGCCAUACUUGGCAGCUUGGGGGGCGGGGGCAGAAAUCCCCCCUAAUGGCAUUAGCAAGAGAUAAAUGGUUGGGAUGUUUUCUGUCAGACAAAUUAAAAAUUAGGAGCAUGAAGGGGGAAGUUUGUCUUACUGAACUUACUAAGGACCUGUGGGUUUUAUUGUAAAAUAAUAAAAAAUACAAAGGACUUAAACAUUUGUCAUUUUAAGAAAAGAAAAAAAAUCUAGCACUUGUGACAAACCAAUAGAGUUUAUUGUAUUUAUGUCGAAAUAAUGUUCUAGGGGAAACUACACAGAACACACAAGUAAACUGCCUGUGUCAUUUUUUUUAAAAAAAAAGGGUGGGGGGGGGAAGAGGAGUUUGUUUUCCUUUAGGCAGGGAAGGGAUAAGGCAGGCACAAACCCUAUGCCAACUUCGUUUUGUAUUAAUUCUCAGAUGAAAAUGAUGAGAACUUUAAGAGUUAACUCUUCAGCACAGCUGUGUUAACAUUUUUUUAAUUACUUGGAAUGAUGUAUCAAUAGAUUUCACUUUUAAGCAGUGAUGUACUGUGCAAACACUGUGGUUUCAAACACAACUUUAUAUCAGCAGGAAAUGAAGUGUCUUCAUAGUGAUAGUUGAGCUUGGUUUCCUCCCAGCUUCACCUUGUAUUUGAUAUUGAUUAAAAAGAUUCCUAUUGAAUGAACGAAAAACAAAGAAUUUUAACACUUCUGGUGCUCUACAUUGGAGGCAGUGAUAUAUAUAUAUAUAUAUAUAUGGGUUGAAAAACUAUUCACCCAAGAGCUUAUUACAAAUAUGUAGUACCAAAAGUUGUAACUCUUAUUAUAUUCUGCUUUAUGCCUAUACAUGCUCAGUAUGUUGUCACCAUUGGUAACAGCUACCAGUUUAUUCUGUAAUUUAGACACAGUUUCACUCUUAACUGUAUGAACCCUUUAAGUGAUGGUAGCCUAUUCUUUGUACUUAAAUUUUCUUAUGACCUGUUUACUUUACUUGGUGGAGUUGAAAGUUUUGGGUUAUUUUUCCCCUCUCUCUCUCUCUCUCUCUCUCUCUCUCUCUCUCUCUCUCUCUCUCUCAUUCCUGUUUUUGUUAUUUUGUUUUACUUGUUUUUUACUGGCCAAUGGUGUCUUUCUCUGACAAUACCAACUUCAAUUUCAACUUUAAUAGAAGUCCAGUAUUUUGUACCACAUUAUGACAACUUGUUAUUCUUGUGGUGUAAAUAAAAAGAUAAAGUGAAUUAUA
Elgaria multicarinata webbii is the source of this 8435-nucleotide messenger RNA. RefSeq names its product histone deacetylase 4 (gene HDAC4). NCBI's taxonomy places the organism in Eukaryota, Metazoa, Chordata, Lepidosauria, Squamata, Anguidae. Gene Ontology annotation, molecular function: histone deacetylase activity. The transcript has 28 exons. The coding region runs from base 470 to 3643 and encodes 1057 amino acids. The record is from RefSeq and is a predicted model, not a curated record. Gene Ontology annotation, biological process: negative regulation of transcription by RNA polymerase II.